Messenger RNA from Ostreobium quekettii, 417 nucleotides. The record is from the annotation of a GenBank genome assembly. NCBI's taxonomy places the organism in Eukaryota, Viridiplantae, Chlorophyta, Ulvophyceae, Bryopsidales, Ostreobiaceae.
AUGCCUAUCAUGGCCAUAAUUGUUCAACGCCGCCUUGCACGCUGCAAGCUUUUGUUUGCCUGGCUUUUGUGGACGCAUUUGAAGUCCUUCGAAUUGCACGACUCCAAUUGCAGUAUGGCAUUAUUGUCAUAUGCAGGGCUUGGACUGCUCAUGCCGCAAUGCAGUUGUUGUCCGUUCAUCACUGCACUUUGCGGUAAAACCGACCUUGGUCAGCUCGCUUCAAAGACAGUCAAGGCAGGGUCUCCAUGUUCAAAGUGCCGACCCUCUGGGGCUUGGGGGAUGGCACCCCUUGUGAUUGAUGGGAGCAGGAUAGCAGUCUUAAACAGUGUGUUUCCAAAGCCUGGGGAUUGGAGUCGUUUGUGGCCCUUUGCUGAGGCACAGUUUUCAAGGUUUGUUGUGCUAGUGGCGUGCGUGUAG